Messenger RNA from Acanthisitta chloris (rifleman), 323 nucleotides. RefSeq names its product conserved oligomeric Golgi complex subunit 5-like. Gene Ontology annotation, cellular component: COG complex. The transcript is spliced from 4 exons. NCBI's taxonomy places the organism in Eukaryota, Metazoa, Chordata, Aves, Passeriformes, Acanthisittidae. The annotation marks the transcript as partial. Gene Ontology annotation, biological process: intra-Golgi vesicle-mediated transport. The record is from RefSeq and is a predicted model, not a curated record.
AAUGUUAUGCUGACUUCUUCAGAGAAGACUUUGAUGUGAAAGCUUACACUUCCCAGUCUAUCCAUCAGGCUGUGAUAGCUGAGCAACUGGCGAAACUUGCCCAAGGUAUUAGUCAGUUGGAUAAAGAGCUGCAUUUACAAGUUGUUGCAAGACAUGAAGAUCUGUUGGCCCAAGCAACUGGGAUUGAAUCCCUGGAAGGUGUCCUCCAAAUGAUGCAAACCAGAAUUGGUGCUCUGCAAAGUACUGUUGACAGAAUUAAAGUCAAAAUUGUUGACCCCUACAACAAAAUAGUGUCUCGCACAGCUCAGCUAGCAAAACUUCAA